Molecule: messenger RNA, 3521 nt
Organism: Lepisosteus oculatus (spotted gar)
Lineage: Eukaryota; Metazoa; Chordata; Actinopteri; Semionotiformes; Lepisosteidae
Gene: st8sia4
Product: ST8 alpha-N-acetyl-neuraminide alpha-2,8-sialyltransferase 4
Biological process (GO): oligosaccharide metabolic process; N-glycan processing
Molecular function (GO): alpha-N-acetylneuraminate alpha-2,8-sialyltransferase activity
Source: RefSeq, a predicted model, not a curated record
ACUAACAUUUCAAUCACAAAGCGGGUUUCUACUCCGUGUAAAGUGAAUGUGCGGCUGAAUUGACCGGGUAAUGUGUGCAACACCAAGGAGUGUAUGCAAUAGCGGAGCGGGGGAUCUGGCUAAUUAUUUACGUUUGAAAUUAAGGAAAAAGAGAACAAAACGAGUCAAAGGAUUUAAUUGAACACUGCUCAAGACAUGCGUCCUGCACGGAAAUGGUGGACUAUUUGCACGAUAAGCAUCCUAUUGAUUUUCUAUAAGACAAAAGAAAUAGCAAGAACUGAGGAACACCAGGAAACACAACUCAUCGGGGAUGGUGAGCUCAGUUCAUCGAGACGGAUGGUCAAUACAUCUGAUAAAAUCAUUGGACAGAGAGGACAUGCAUUUUUUCAACAUUCAGUUGAAGGCUGGAAAGUAAAUUCUUCAUUAGUAAUAGAAAUAAGGAAAGACAUUCUUCGAUUCUUGGAUGCAGAGAGGGAUGUCUCAGUUGUGAAAAGCAGUUUUAAGCCAGGUGACGUCAUUCACUAUGUGCUAGACAGACGUCGAACACUCAAUAUUUCACACAAUUUACACAGCUUGCUGCCGGAGGUGUCACCAAUGAAAAACAGGAGGUUUAAAACUUGUGCCGUGGUUGGCAACUCAGGGAUCCUUAUUAACAGUGGUUGUGGAAAGGAAAUUGACAACCAUGAUUUUGUCAUAAGGUGUAAUUUGGCACCGCUCGCAGAGUUUUCUGAGGAUGUGGGAUUGAGGUCCGACUUCAUCACCAUGAAUCCUUCUGUUAUACAACGAGCAUUUGGAGGAUUUAAAAAUGAGACUGAUCGAGAGAGAUUUGUCCAAAGGCUGACAUUGCUUAAUGACAGUGUUCUCUGGAUCCCAGCCUUCAUGGUGAAAGGAGGUGAAAAACAUGUGGAGUGUGUUAAUGAGCUGAUCCUAAAAAAUAAAUUAAAAGUGAGAACUGCCUAUCCAUCACUAAGACUCAUCCAUGCUGUGAGAGGGUACUGGCUGACAAACAAAAUUAAUAUCAAACGACCCAGCACUGGACUUCUGAUGUACACCUUGGCCACACGCUUUUGUGACGAGAUCCACCUGUAUGGAUUUUGGCCUUUUCCAAAAGAUUCUCAAGGAAGACCAGUUAAAUACCACUAUUAUGAUGAACUCAAAUACAGAUACUUCUCAAAUGCAAGUCCACAUAGAAUGCCACUGGAGUUUAAAACAUUGAAGAUGUUGCACAACAAAGGUGCUCUCAAAUUGACAACUACUAAAUGCACACAGCCUUGAUCUCUUUUGGACUAUGUUUGCCUCAAUGAUGGAAUAUAAUCACUUUGGCAUGGGAUCAGAGAGUUUUAACUGGUAAUUGGGAUGAUUAUGUAGAAGGAAGACGUCUGGGACCUGCACUGAUAACUGAAAUGAUUGAGGAAAUACAGUCAGUGAAUGUAAGAAAACAUUUUGACUGCAAAGUUAUGAUGAAACAAGAAGCAAGCAUAUGAGAUUUUUGAAGUUCUGAAUUCGAAAAGUAAAAUCAGUUCCAUACUGAUUGAACUAAAAAGAGUCAAAGGCGUAGCGGACGAGCUGGUUGUCAAAUAAAAAGGAAAGCUUGGCAGCUGUCAGUUUGCUCAGAGCUUUGUAAAAUAAUGGCAACAGAUCUUCAGAAAGAGGUCAAAAGAUAUGCUGUCUGCCAACACCCAGUUACAGUACCAAGUCCUCUAGUUAUGAAUGGUGGCGAGAUCAGAAUUUCUGAUGAGCUGAAUGUGUUGUUCUGGCAAGGGAUUUGCAGCCGUGGCCCCAAGCAGCUUUUCUUGAGAGAUUGAUUGGUGUGGCAGGCUUGUCACUGAAAGGGAAGUUGAUAAAACAAAGCUGCACAAGGCUCUUUCUUUCCUUAAUGCACCACAGCUAUGCACAUCCAUAAACCUGUCAAGGAGUUUAUCAGCUGUGACAGCUUGGUGUGAUAAAACCUAGGAGGAAGUCACAGGUCAGGAAGUUUUAGUCAUGCUCAAUAAGGAUUUUAUAUAUAGUGGAGAAACAUUUUUGGAUGUACUUAAAUCGGAAUAGGUGCCCUUAAUAUUGGUACCAAAGAUUUUACGUGCUGUUUCAUUACUGACCUUAAUUUAAAAUCAAAAUACUGUGUGAAAAGUUUAGUACUGUACUGUUGUGCUAAUUAGCAGCCUCAGGGCUAAAUUAUUUUUCUAUUUGCAUACAUGGGAGGUACAGUAAUUGCUGAACAGCAAGCUGUUUUUCAGUUCAAGAGAUAUAAAUCUUGAAAUGCUGCUUAUUUUAUUGGACCUUUUUCCUUCAUGCCAUUCUUAAAAUAUCAGAAUGCAGUUUUAUGUAAAAGAAAAAAAAGCUAAUCAAGACAGAACAUUUGAAAUUAGAUCAUGCACAAAGUAUAGAUAUACAAUUAUUUUUCCUUUUAAAAUCUGCCAAUGAAAUUAGAAAAACAAACCUGGUUCUUAAGCAAGUGUUCUAAGGUUCUAAGAACUUUAAACUGAAAAUGUUUCUGUAUUUAGUAAUGGCCUGACCCCGUUCUGUGAACAUAAUUUAAAUAAGUGGUAGAAUCCAUUAACAUAUUGAAUAGUUUUUAAUAGUUAGUGAUUGUAUUUGUCUGGUUGUAAGAGAAGGGCAAGCACAGAUUUUGAAAGAAGUUGGAGAUUAUGAUGUUUACAUUUGAAGCAGUUGUUAAAAAUAUUUCAAGAUUUCCUGCUCAUACAGAGAAGUUUGUACUUGUGGGUAAAACUGAAAAAGAGUGAAGUAUGCUGUAAGAUGGUUUUUUCAAAGAUCUUUACAACCAUUUAAAAAAUACAUCUCAGUUUACCAUUUUUUGUUCCUAUACUUAGUGGCUUACAAGCCAAGUUUUGCUGGAUUUUCUUGUUUUUUUUCGAGCUCAGUCAGUAGGAAAGCAGUAUUUAUCAAGUGUCACAUUACAAAGAUUCCCAGCUCUUAAGCAUCACUUCUGCUCUGGUGUGCAUUGUUCUCUGUGAAUGCCCACAUGGAAUUGGUGUUUACUAGAGCCAUUUUGAUGUCUUUAAAUAGCUUCUCAAAGUGUUCAUCUUCAAAUAAAGGCAUUUUAAUUUUCAAAAGUCAUUCAAGCUAGACCAUGGAAAUGUGCAUAUGCAAAAGAUUUACUAAAGUGAGAAGAAAUUCUCAUUUUUUUAGGUGGCAAUGCGGCCUUUGAGUAAUUUUAAGAUUACUACUUCUGGCAACCAUUUACAAUGCAGUGCAGUUAGAAGCACAGCUUGAAAGUAAGAGGUUACUUUAUACUUCAAUGAGAUUAAAUUUCACCAAACUAGUGAUUCUCAUUUUCUACCUAACAAAGAAUGAAUCAUUUUGUAUUACUGUAUUAAUGUUUUUUUUGUGAUGUGCAUAGAUACAUCUGUGAUGUAUAUGGCUAUUGUGAUAUGUAUGAAAUUAAUAUUUGUAUAGGAAGACUGAAUACCGACUUUAAGGUGCUGAAUGUUGGUGAGUUUUUAUUGUUAAAAAAAUUUGAUACGGAUUGUUUUAUUAUAUGUACAGCUGUAAAUAUACGUUUU